Molecule: messenger RNA, 5081 nt
Organism: Brassica rapa (field mustard)
Lineage: Eukaryota; Viridiplantae; Streptophyta; Magnoliopsida; Brassicales; Brassicaceae
Source: RefSeq, a predicted model, not a curated record
CGCUUUUAAAAAUUCAAAAUAUAACAUACAAAGAAAUUUUUUAAUUUUUAUUAUAUGGUUACUAUGGUUUUUAAUUUAUUUUAAUAGUUUAAAAUUAAACAAAUAUAAUAUAAGACACCCUUAUUUUUAUCAAACCUUUAUUAUUCAAAAUUAUUAAUUGUCAUAUAUAUACUUUAGCCAUAUUAGGAAAUUCUGUAAUUUAAUUUAAGGAAAUAAUGAAGCACAUUAAUAAUGUAUUUAUGGUUAGUUUAAUAAAAAACUUAUUAUAUAUUUAGAUGGACCAACAUAUUUUUUCAAGAAUUCUAAGAAUUAUUCUAGUUAUGAUACAUGGCUACAAAAAAAUGUUGUAAUGCUUCUCAAAUAAUAUAUAUAGAGGAUAUGAGAUAUGUGUUGGCCGACACUAAUAAGUUACAAAAUGAAUACGUUAUAUGUGUGUAUUAAUAUAAAUAGUAAAUAUACAAUAAAUGCAUUGGGGUUCCUGAACAGAAUGAUUGUAGAACAGUGAAGGUACAGUAUUGUUGGAAUAAUUAAAUUUUAGAGGACAUGUCGUAUCUUCUUGUUGUCUUAUCUCCAUAUGAUGUGAAGUCUGGCCUCAUAGAUAAUUUACAUAAGUAGACAAAAAAAGAUAAUUUACAUAAUUUCACAUAAGUAGCAUUGGUCGAAUGGAUAAUAUUUGUUGCUAUUAAAACUCUGAAUGGUGACUACGGUUUAAACGGUGCAGGAUAAGCAGUUCCACUGCGGUGCGGUUCUAACAGUUAUAAAAAUAUAUAAAUAUAUAGUAUGUUUAGAGAUUUUUGUUACUGUUAACUGCAAGGCGAGACGCGACGAUGGUCACUAUUCGAAGCCUAAAAUUGACAUGUGACUCUCAACCUUGCCUGUUACAAAUUCAUCCAAGAAAAUCCUGACAAAAAUAUGAACCUAAGAAUUAACACGUUAUUUCAGAAAAAAAAAAAAAAACAAAAACUAAAAAUGAUGUUUUUGGGAUUAUACUGUUUAGUAUACAUUUUAGAGUAUCUUUUACCCAUAUUCGUUUACCAUUAAACUGUUUUUUUUUGUAUUUAUAAUGUAAAUGGUAAGAUGUGAAGUAUUAUCAUGAAACAGUGGUUUGAUUAUAUUGUUUUUCUUUCUUUAGUUAAGCAAAGAUCUUUCAUGUUUUGAUCUUUUACCAUGGUCGGAUCUGGAAUUAAUUUUGAGGAUUAUAAACAUUGCUUAAGAAUUUUAAUAUUUUUUUGUUUUCAUAAUUUAGAGACCUAUUUCGUAGUUUUAUUUAGAGACAUAUAAUUUCUAAAAUGUUUAAGAACCAAAGCUAAUGUUUCAUUAGGUUGUGCUCAGAGUCGGCCAUGUCUCUUAUUGCUUGUGGCCUCCCUAGCGUCACUUGCUAGUUUAUAAGAGCAUGCCCAUUGGAAGUUUUAACUCUAAAUUCACACAAGUUCUAAGAAAAAAAAAAUAAUAUAAUAAACUGUCUUUUGUGAACCUAUAUCCUGCAGUCUCUCCGUAAGAGGCGGUAUCACUACUAUUUCGCAGGUCCUACGACACGUUGCAGCCUACGAUUAAUCCGCUUAUUUUUUGUUUUUUUUUUUUUGAAGUCAAACGAAAAGGAUUAAAAAAAAUCAAUAAAACUAUCUUGAAAAUCGAGUCUCCCAAGUUCACUGAUGGGGAUAGGGAUGCUCUAAUUCAUCCUUUUAUUUAGAUCCAGGACGCUAACUUAUUUGGUUCUCGUUAUUUACCCAACAGGCCAUAUCUCCUCCUCUGGCGUAUAUAGAAUUAACAUAAACAAUUAAUAUGCAGAAUCAGGUGUAAUAAUAAUUUAACUCAAGAAGAUUGGAGCCAGAGGCGGGCCCACUAAGACAAAUAUGGUGUAAAAUAACACCCCUUAAAUAUGAUAAAUUUGAAAAUGCUGAUAGAAACAUUGAAGAUUUUUCAGCAUUUUUGGUUUGAAGUGUACUUUGACCUAGAUUAAAAUGAAUUCUGAGCCCACCACUGAUUGGAGCUAAUGUGAAGUAACAUGCAGUCGUUAAGUGAGAGUUUAGUUUACUUGUGUAAGAAAAUUUACCAUUUCAUAAAGUGACGUGGCAUCCAAAAAAUGAACAAGUAUCUCGAUAAUAAGAAAAAAUUCUAAGGUAUACAAGACAGAACCUCCCAAAGAUUAGGUUAUAUGAAACAGAGAGAUCAAGCUUGGCUCAGUGUUUAGAGUUUUGGUGAACGAGGAUUCUUGUGAGAGACACAACUGUAGUCGUGAAAAACCUUGACACUACAAAAAAAAGGUUGAUGUGCAAGGGAAAAACUUUGCAAGGGAUUUGCUUGGGACAAUGUUCCCUUGCAAAAUGAUUUUAGUCAAUAUUCUCUUCAAAAAUUUUGCAAGGGAUAUAUUUUUCUCGAAAAUACUUAGCGAAUUUGCUAAUUGUUUUUUUUUAACGCUAGAUAAUAAUGUUAUUACAAAUUAUAAAAAAUAUUACAUAUAAUUCUACAGUCGACAUUUCAACCGGUCUUAAGAGAAUUCACGACUGACUGCAUCAUCUGAGCUGCCGUAUGGAAUAUGUGCUUAACGGUACCCCUUACGCCUUGUUGCAGAUCUCUUGAUGUAGAAGCACUAAUGAACCAUUAGUCAAACCACUAGACCAAAAGGGCUUCCGCAUUUUUUCUAGUUGUUUAAUAUACACUUUCACAAUUUCUUAGAAAAUCUAUUGGAUAUGAGCAACGGAUCUGGAUUGUUCCCUCACAAUUUUCUAGCAAAAUUUCUAGGAAUUUACAAGGGAACUUUUUUUUUUAUCAAAUACUGGGAAUAAAUCUACUCCGGAACUAGAAGAAGCGCCUAAAUUACUAAGAACAAAUAGUCAUUCAUUCCCAACAUAUGCAACAACAAUUUUUUUUUUAAAAAAAAAUUACAAUAUUUUGAAUACAUUGUAAACUAAACAUAAACCAAACCAGUAGUAUAAUUAAUCUAAUAAUUUUUAAUUAAUUUAAGAAUUUUAAUUAAACUAAUUAAACCAUGUACUAAAAAAAUCCUAAACAACCCCUAAACUACCAAACCCUAACCUACCAAACUCUAAACAAAACCCUAAACUAACAAACCAUAAAAGAAGCCCUAAUCUACCAAACCCUCAACAAAACAUUAAACUACCAAACCCUAAACGAAGCCCUAAACUACCAAACCAAAUCUACUUACCGUAUACCAAACGCUAAACUACAUUAAAUCAAACCCUAAACUACCAAACACCUAAACACUUGUGGUGGUGGCUUGCCGUGGGCGUUCCUGUGUGGGCUUUCUCCAGCGAGGCGAGGAAAGAUAGCUGGAGAGGAGAUACGACAAGGCUCUGAGUAGGUGAGAGAGUGAGUAGAUCCGAUGAGGCUAUGGCUCAAUGAGAGAGAGUUGAUCCGCAGAGGUUGUGAGAACGAGGAAGAAGAGCACCUUUGGCAAGGAAGAAAGUUGGCUUCGGCGAGGAAGAAUAGUAGAUCCGACGAGAGUGAGAGAAAACAAGAUCAGUUCGGCGUCAGGAAGAGGUCUCCGGGUUUCGUUUAUGGGUUUUUGUAAAUAAUUCGGAAAAUCAAUUCUAGUUUAUUACAAGUUUCAUUGUCUGUUUCGGUUUUGGAACAUGAUUCCCAACACUUAAACUAAUUUCCUGAUAUACUCCAUAUCUAGUUUGUCAAGUUUCUGACACUGGACAAAUUUCCCGAAAUAUUUACCGAAGUACAUUUUGAAACACUAUACUUUCAUAUUAAAUACAUUAUCCAAAACCAAAACCGUAAAGAAAACCCAAACGAAACCCCAAAACAAUUUUUCUUAGGUUAUGUAGAUUCUUGGUCUGGACUGCUGAACCGGCUGGGGUUAGCUGUUGAAGCCGGAUGUUUCAAUCCGGACUCUCUGUUCGGUUAGUGUUUGAAGGUCAAGACAUUGAAGGCCGGUGGUAUUGGGUCUAUUCUGGAUAUGCGCCUCCGACGUUAAUGCUAUUAGUACAAGCACAUCAAACAGAUCCUUUGGUUACUAAUAGUUUGGUCACAUAAUAGAUUUGGAAUAGACUUAGUUUCGUCGUGCAUGUACUUGAAGUCGAAUUUAGGAGGAUUAAGGGAUGAUUCAUCUGAAUCGUGGAGUGAAUUCAUCUAAAUGUAGUUGAAAAUACAAUGAUGGAGAUUAAGUAGACUUGAAUCUAAUUUAGUGAUUCAUAGUGAUACUAGAUAACAUUAUAGUACCUGUAAUAUAAUAUAUGUUGAGGUUAAAGCUUUGUACCAAAAUUAAUGUGAAGUUGAGCAAAAAUAGAAAAAGAAAUAAAACAUUUUUGGAAAUGGCUUAAAGACGUCUUGGAGAUGCUCUCAUGUCAGCGGUUAUUGUUAAUAACCGGAAGAUGCCAAAGAACUAGAGUUUGGAAUCUUGUCGGUUAUUGAUCCGGUUUAUCAUCCCUGCGAUCGAUUUCCAUAAGCUACCUGGUUUUGAUCUCCAUAACUAGUACUAGAGUUUGAAGAUCCCAAACGUGAAGGAAAGAUAUGGAAAAAAAACCAAGAAAUCUUUUUAUGGUUUCUUCUCUUUUAAUGGCGUUUUUAUUUGCUUAUUCUGCAUCUGUACAGCUUAAUGAUUCUGAUUGGUAUUUUUGGUUUCCUCUGUACGCACUAGCUUCUGCAGUUAAUCUGAUCAACUCCAGAAGAAUAUGUAAUAAAUCAAGAAGAAUUAGACAGAUGACGAGAACAGCUCUAAGCUUGGGUUUGUUCUUGUUGGUUAAAGUCAUUACGGAGGAUGUCAUAACAGAGAGAGUUGGAAUCUUUUCUUUGGAUCUCACUCAUCGAGUUGUGAGAGAGAAGAUCGGAAGUGGUUUGGUGAUAGCUUCUAUGGUUCUGCAACUACAAGCUUCUUGUUCAAAACGGAAAGAGAAGUCCGUUGACUUUGGGAUGGCUGCAACUGUAAUCUUUGGUUAUGGACUUCCCUUUUGGUUCUUCACUAUACAGAAUGGAGAAAUCAAGAUUUAACUACUUUUCUUAUUUUGAUUAUGUAUGUUAUAUUAAUUUGCAAUGUCGUUACGACCUAGAACUGGUUGCAAAUCAGAUAAAGCUGUCUAAUAAGAUUCAAUGAGAAAGUAAAAGAUUGAAACAAA